Messenger RNA from Heterocephalus glaber (naked mole-rat), 877 nucleotides. The record is from RefSeq and is a predicted model, not a curated record. NCBI's taxonomy places the organism in Eukaryota, Metazoa, Chordata, Mammalia, Rodentia, Bathyergidae.
GCAAGCAGGCACUUCAGCCACCCCUUCGCUGACUCUUGAUCGGCAGCUAUGGGGGACAUCGUGCUGGGCAGGAGGCGUGGCGUGGUCUGUACCCGGAACUCAGGCUGGGCUUCGGGUGUCGCCCCUGCCGCCCAAGGCCCGCUCCCAGCCUGGCACCGGUUCGUUCAGUAGUAGGAGCCGGUAGAUGGAGACGCAGCCACGCGGGACUCAUUGUUAAGGUCUCAGAGCCACUCUGCCGACUUUCAUGCGCAACCAUAAAGGGGCCAAGCCAACUUGUAAAGGCAAUUCUGAUGAAGCUUCCAGCCACGGGACUCAGGAUGAACCUAAGAAGACGCAAAAACGUCCAAAGAAGUCCAAGAAGCCAGCAAAGAAAAGGAAUGAUCCGAAGACAGUGGCCGGAGCACCUGACAAAGAACAGGCUGGGAGAACGAAGGGCCCCCGGGGAGAAGCAAGCACCUCUGGGAAGAAGCAUACGAAGAUAUCAGGUUUCAGGAAGAGAAAGGUGAGUGUCUGGAGCAAACAGCUGCGUGAAUGGAAGAAUCUCAUGGUGUAUGAAGAGAUCAGCGACCCCGAGGAAGAAGACAACUGAGUCUCCUCAGCGAUGUCUGUGAUGAGAAGAAAACCUGGUGGCCUUUGCAAUCAGCAAUCAUGGACAUGGCUGGUAUUGUAUGAUUUUCUCUAUGCUACCCAUCCCUUGCUACAGAUGUGACUACCGAGGGCAGUUCUAGGUGCUUAAUUCCAGAUUUUUUCUGCAUUUACACAUGCACAUGGGGUACCACUGUGAGCACCUGUCAUCUAUCUGCUUUGCUCACUAAACUAAGGUGAAUGGAGAAGUCCUGGCUUUCAUUUACCUUGUAUCAGUUACUGACAAUAAACA